This is a messenger RNA of Lutra lutra (Eurasian river otter), 2501 nucleotides long. RefSeq names its product StAR related lipid transfer domain containing 4 (gene STARD4). Gene Ontology annotation, cellular component: endoplasmic reticulum; cytosol. Lineage: Eukaryota; Metazoa; Chordata; Mammalia; Carnivora; Mustelidae. Gene Ontology annotation, biological process: intracellular cholesterol transport; cholesterol import; cholesterol transport involved in cholesterol storage. The transcript has 6 exons. Bases 212 to 838 code for a protein of 208 amino acids. The record is from RefSeq and is a predicted model, not a curated record. Gene Ontology annotation, molecular function: cholesterol binding; cholesterol transfer activity.
AGCAGGGGACUUGGCUGGGUGAUUGGCCUUCUUUCCCUGAAGUGCUUGUGUCUUCCCAUUGGCUGCGAGCGGGGCGGCCCGUCGCCCAUUGGCUUCUGACGGGGGAAACUUGGGGAAUUCUGGAUCCUCAGUGUCGCUGAAAGUUGGGAGUCUGGCACGAGCCGGAGCGCCUACUCGCUUACCACGCCUCGUUCAUCUCAGAAGAAAAAAAAUGGAAGGCCUGCCUAAUGCUCCUGCUUUUGCAACUAGACUUAAGAACACUCUCAUACAGUAUCAUAGCAUUGAAGAUGAUAAGUGGCGAGUUGCCAAGAAAACGAAAGAUGUAACAAUUUGGAGAAAACCUUCAGAAGAAUUUAAUGGAUACCUUUUCAAAGCGCAAGGUGUUAUAGAUGACAGCGUCAAUAGUGUUAUAGACCAUAUACGCCCAGGUCCCUGUCGCUUGGAUUGGGAUAGCUUAAUGACUUCAAUGGAUAUUUUGGAACACUUCGAGGAGAAUUGCUGUGUGAUGCGUUACACUACCGCUGGUCAGCUUUGGAAUAUAAUUUCCCCAAGAGAGUUUGUUGAUUUCUCCUACACUGUGGGCUAUGAAGAAGGGCUUUUGUCCUGUGGGCUAAGUGUUGACUGGAAUGAAAAGAGACCAGAAUUUAUUCGUGGCUAUAACCAUCCCUGUGGUUGGUUUUGUGUUCCGCUUAAAGACAGUCCAUACCAGAGUCUUUUGACCGGCUACAUUCAGACGGAUCUGCGCGGGAUGAUUCCUCAGUCUGCGGUAGAUACAGCCAUGGCCAGCACUUUAAUCAACUUCUAUGGUGAUUUACAAAAAGCCCUACAAAAGGCAUAAUACCUUUAAACUUGUAGUAUGAUAGUCCCCCCGAAUCAACUUUUUCUCUCAGCUUCAUGGCCUGUGAAAAUCAUCCUUUCCUUUCUUCUAUGUAGCCUGUAGGAAAAUUAGGCGGUGAUUUGCAUGGUGUUUGAUACAGCAGUGUGUCUAAGCAUGGAGAGUCUGACAGACGUCCAUGUGGAAGUAGUAUACUUCUUUGACCUGAACUCUUAAGAAACUGAAUAUUGCCUCAGUAUGAAUAUUUUGGCUACUUGGAAAUUAGAGAAAGCACAAGCUUCAUGCUGUUAGUUAAAAAUCAUCUGUUUUAGAGAUUUAUGAACAUUUUCUAAGUUUUAACUAUUUUUGGAAGUUAUAUAUUAGUGCUUUACUUUUGGUAUGCUCUGUGAGUUUGCCAAUAUCUUGGACUACAAAAAGGUUCUUUAUAUUUUAUAAAGGUGAGCUUCAUUGUCAGGUGACUUGUACUACUUUAAGCAUGAAAAAAAUAAGAAGAAAAAGAAUAGAUACAAUUCAAAUAUAAUUGUUUUGAUACCUAGACAACAUUAUUUUGUGGAUAUCUUUAAAAAUGUAUUUGUAUCUUUCUGUGCAUUUAUUUUGGAAGGUCUAAAAAGCAUUUAUGCAUGAAUAAAAUGUACAAAAAACAUAUGUGCUGGGGACACCACAGUGAUUAGAUUGUGUGAACUGGCUGGUGGUAUCCUAUAUUCACCAACAGCAAAUUGUCUAGAAAGCAAAUUCAAUGAGAGUUUUGUUCACGUUUCAGUUUGUUGUUUUUUUUUUUUUACGAUAAGCCCUCAAGAAAUAGCUUUUAAUUCUGAGAAGUAUCCGAUAUUCUGUAGGAAAAUAAUCACAUUUUCAGUCUUAUUUGAUCCAUGUUCACGUUUCAGUUUUAAAAUAUCACUGACCUCAUAAAGUAUUUCUAACUACAUCAUAGACAUUCACAGUUGUGACAUAACUUCAGUCUGGAACUUUAACAAAUACAUUCAUAGAUUUGUCCACAUGCCUGGAUGAGUCAUUUUAGACCUAGCAUGGACUAUAUUAUGUCCCUUGCUUCUGUGGCUGCCUUAAAUGAACGUUCCUGAAUGAUUUUAACAUUCCAGAUGAUUCUCUGGCUUUUGAAUAAUCACCUGAUUUACUUCUUAAAUGAGACCUUGAGGCAACUCAGUAUAUCCAUGCAAAUGUUUGUAUUUAUAUUUGUGUUUGGGCACAUGUCUUGAAAUCUAUCUUCCUGUUCAGUGUGAAUUCUUCAUGUGGUGCUUACUGUAACCAUUGUUUUGUUUCUUCUUCUUCUUCUUUUAUUAAUAUGGGGUUUUUUUGUAUUCUAGUAUUCUGUUUUGGUGAAAUGCCAAUGGAUGUCCAAUUAUAGGGUGCCCAGACUGUGUGAGGCAUUUGCAAUAAGCUUGCCUGAGCUGGGUACCCCUAAAGCAAAUAAAUUAUCCCCUCAGUGACUCUAACGUUCUCUCUUUUUCAACUUACACCUCAAUUAGUGAUCAUAUAAUCUACUGUUGAAUUUGAUCCAUUGCACAUAAAAGGACCCUCAUGGAAAAAAAUUGUUGCAAUAUUGAGUCAUAUGAUAGAUUGAAAAUAAUAUUUGAAUCACCAGAAAUUUAUAUGCAGUUUCUAGAUGGCACUUUAGAUCUGCUGGGUUCUAGUUGGCACUUUUUUUUUU